AUGUCGACAUACGAUAAGGCAUCUCGCCUGCGAACUAAUCUGCACACGGCAGAUGGCUACUAUGACCAGGGCCUAGCAGUUUCCCAGGCUGUCAUCAAUUCAAGCUUUGGAAAGCUUUAUGACAGGUAUCCUGCUAUGCAAACCAUGUCUUAUGACGCCGGCAUUGCCCAGAUGGAGGGAGAGAUGUUACCCUCGCGUCUAAUUAUUCCUAAAGCUGAGAUGAAUCUUGCUAAAAUUAUUCAUCAGUUGCGAUUCAAAACGGGCACCUUGACCGUAGCAAACAACCCCAACCCCAUCAAACUGGACAAGUUCGUCAUCGGUGUGAUCUGCGACCUGGACAUGCAGUUUGUCAAGGAACGGCCUGAUGAAACGCCCGAGGAAAAACGCCAACGCGAGUUCAUUGAAAAGGAAUUCAGAGUUCCUGGCGAUUACCGGCUGGAGAGACUGUACUCUAAAUUUACUUCCGCACAAUGGAACCACUUCGACCUAUACGGCUCCCAGUACUAUGACGCAGAUGGCAAUCCCAUGACCUAUGAACAGUGGCAGAAGAAGGAUCCCACGGCGGCUGCGGCGUUUGGUAUCAUGUUGAGCAUGUACGGCACGGAUAUGGAGGCACAGGGCCUAUCCACCCUGGGACUUAAGAUUACCCUACCCGAUCUACCUCCGGAAACUAAGCCCACUUUCAUACCCACGGACAUGGUUCACCAAAUCUACCCCUACCGCGACGAACAGGGCAACUCGGAAUACGGCGACAGCCCCAAGGGAGACAGGAACUGCCUCCUCUAUCUCGAGGUCGUCAAAAGGGCAGACGGAACCGACGGCCAGCUCCCGGAUGCGAAGCAGGUCGGGUACAGCGGCAACUUCUGCUACCCGUCCCUGAGCUCGACCCCCGGAGUCGACGGAACCUUUCUCCUGGGCGGCCCGCUGUUCAUGGGCCGGUACCUGCUACCGCAGCUCCAGAUGCUCAACGAGGCCUCGUCCAUAUACGUUGACAAAAACACCUACGGCGGCGGCAGCGGCGGAUGGGCUUUUCCGAUGACCAUUGGACGCGAUCCCAGAUAUGCCAACUACGAGAAUGCCGCGUAUGCCUUCAAACAGUCCGGCGAUGGCCUGAAAUGGGUGUACGAAAAGAACGUUGACAAAUCCACACCCGUGAAGGAACGUACCGGUGGCGGCGAGUGGUGGAGCUCUGACCAUUGGAGCAAGGCUACGACGACGGUAACCUGGCAACCCGGGUCUGAUCUAUGCGUCACGUUCAAGGGGCACUACGAGUAUUAUCGUGGCAUUACAUUUGCCAAGAACAAACAGUUGACCAAUCCGUCAACAUGGAGCAAGGAAGACUAUACGGGAGACUGGAAUCUCGACAUACGAAUGGUCGUUGAGAACGGCGUCUUGAAGCUAAAGCUAGAAUCCGCAGAGGACUUGGGCUUCGUGGUGACGGGCGACGCAAAGACGUCAGAUAAUCUGGGAAAGUACAGAAACAAUAAAGAAACGCUACGUGACGAUAUCAAGAAGCGUAUCCUUCCCAGACUUGAGGUAUUGCGCAAUAGUCUCCGAGACGGCUUUCAGGGAGACCACCAGUUUGUCUUUCCCGGCACCGGUCAGCUAGAGUUCCAGGACGUCACGUUCAACAAUGAGGGCGACAUCAUUGCCAGCGUGGUUUGGAAAGAGGUGGAUGGGCCGGUUAUUGUCAAGCCGCCGCCUAAGACGAGCAGCGCCAACUACUCUGCCGGCUUCCAGGAUCCGAUAGAGCCUCACAUUUGGGAGACUACUUUUCGAAAGACGGAAUGUGAGAUGGGGGGAGAAGAGGAGACUUGA
This is a messenger RNA of Trichoderma aggressivum f. europaeum, 1818 nucleotides long. RefSeq lists its product as uncharacterized. The record is from RefSeq and is a predicted model, not a curated record. NCBI's taxonomy places the organism in Eukaryota, Fungi, Ascomycota, Sordariomycetes, Hypocreales, Hypocreaceae. Bases 1 to 1818 code for a protein of 605 amino acids. The transcript is spliced from 8 exons.